This is a messenger RNA of Brassica rapa (field mustard), 3582 nucleotides long. RefSeq names its product alanine--glyoxylate aminotransferase 2 homolog 2, mitochondrial. NCBI's taxonomy places the organism in Eukaryota, Viridiplantae, Streptophyta, Magnoliopsida, Brassicales, Brassicaceae. The record is from RefSeq and is a predicted model, not a curated record. Gene Ontology annotation, molecular function: pyridoxal phosphate binding; transaminase activity. Gene Ontology annotation, cellular component: mitochondrion.
UUCUCUAAUGGAAAUCGAAUUCAUAAUCUUUUAGAUAUCUACUAGGUGAUCAAAAAGAUUUAGUCACUAAACCAAUUAGUUUGGUGUCCUUCCAUAUCUUUCAUAGUUCCAAUGUCAUAAAAUUUGAUAUUUAAGAUGUUUUCACAUGUAUUCAUAUCCAAAUGUUGACGAUAAAAGAUUUUCAUAUCUUGCGGGUAGAUUUGGAAAAUUUCAGCUUAAUUCAUACUUUACCUGUGCUAAAUAACGAUACUAACACCAUUGCAAAAUAGGCUCAUGUACACGUAGCAACCAACUUACCUAACAAAAUAAUAUAAUGUACGGAUAUUAGAAGUCGACAACAAAAAAACAUUAACCAAAAUAAUAUGGCACACUAACAAUACAUGUAAUGCUAUUAACAUUUUGUACACACGCUGUUGAUAGAGUAUAUGUAUUCAAUAACCGUUUGUACACACUAAUGUCUUCAGUUCUGUAAUUAUUCGUCCAUUCAGAUUUAAACUCGGUGCGUAGUAAACAAACUUUUGACAAAGAAAACAAAGUCUAUGACCUCAAUCUUUAUUUAAUAGAGAAAAUAUAAUGAUACAUCCCUUGAUGCUCAUCGGUCUAAGUGAGUUAGCUCACGCCAAACAGCAAGCAAUUAAAAUUUAGACGUAUUGGUUACAAUACUAAAGCAACGCAUAAUCUAAACAACUAAUUUCAUUGGUACAAACAAACCCGCAGCUCCACUGCAACUGCAUGCACAGAUCACGUGUCCCAUACAAAUAUGACCCCCUCCAUCUCGAUACAUAGUAUAUUAUACAAUGUUGUGAUAUGGUUUUGAGACUUGUAGCAACACGUUAAGAAAAGGUAAGACAACUACUUAGGUGUCCUAUCUUUGGAAUAUAUUCAUUUGAAGUUUGUAAGUUUUAAUUGACAACAAAUUAUAGUAUCGUUGUAGACCGUAGGUGAUCAAUCUCAUGAACGAUUGACACCCAUCCAAUUUACCACUGCAUUACUUGACUUUUUUGGUACUAUACCAAACACACAAAUUAUGAUAAUAACGUUUACAAUACGGAACACGAUAGAAAAUCUAUUACGAAACAACUGAUGUCAUGUACUACUAAACAUUACACUGCUUUAUACUGUCGUGAGGAAAAUGAGUUGGGAGUACGAACGUGCGUUUACUCGUUUUAUUUUUAGAUAUGUGAAAUUCGGAAAAAAGAUUCAUUAUAAUUUUAGCCUCUCUUUUUCAAUAGGUUUUUGAUAAUAUGUGUGGUAACAUAAACUGAAACUGUGAGGGGAAAUAUGAGUUGUUGAGCUAUAUAUCUUUGAUAUAAAAAAAAAAGAUGAUGUAAACAUAAACACUGGUUUUUUUUUUCCAGAAUUAGAAAAAAAAAACACUUGGUUAAAUAUCAGUGGAAAUGAGUUUUGAACGAAAUGUUUUGUGGAGAUGUACAUUUCAGCGGUUACCAUGUGUUUACUAAUUCACUGAAUGUCUUUGUCAAAAAAAAAAAAACAUUCACAGAAUACAAAAUAGUAAUAUUUUCAUUUUGCAGGAUCUUUUGUUUUCUGUUACCAACUUGCGGAGACUGAUUUAUGAUUAAUAAUAAUUUUUUUUUUGAAAAUGAUCGAACUCGUUUUAAUAGGUUAAAUAUUCAAAUAUUUUUAGAAAUACGCUAUUUUGCUGAGAUUCUUACCAUUAAAAAUAAAUUAUUAGAAGAUAUGGCUUAGAAAUUUGAAUUUUUAAAAUUUGGCUUUCAGAAUUUAGUUUUAUGGUUCCAUAUAACGUACGUGUUUAAAACAUAGUCUAAUAAAUAAUCUAAUUGUUUCAGUUAUGCGUUAAAAAGGCCAAUUUGUCAAAUCAAGUUCCGUAAGCCGUAAGCAUAUAGGUUCGGCGUCAUCAAUCUCUUUAAAUAGACAGUAACGUCAUCUCUCUCUUCUCAUCAUCAUUACAACCAUCGAAACAGUGUCGUACCUCGUACGUAGUCUCUCCAAACGUUUCAUAUUUCAUCAAGAGAGAAUCGUGAGAGAUAAGAGACGAUGCAGAGAUUCUCGGCGAAAAGUACGUUCCAAAACAUCCCCAUUUCCCUCCUGCGACGAUGCAUCUCGUCGACGUCUCAGACGGCAAUGGCUGCUUCCGACGAAUUUCUUGGGAGGCUCCCGCCGUUUGAGUACAUCCCGCCGCCGUAUACAGGUCCUUCCGCUGAUGUCAUCCUUAACCAAAGGAAGGAGUUUCUUAGCUCUUACACGUCUUGCCUCUACAAAAAGCCUUUGAACAUAGUGGAUGGGAAGAUGCAAUAUCUAUUCGACGAGAGUGGUCGGAGAUACUUAGAUGCGUUUGCUGGUAUCGCAGUUGUGAACUGUGGGCAUUGUCACCCUCAUGUGGUUAAACCAGUCAUCGACCAAAUCAAACGUCUCCAGCAUCCUACCACUCUUUACCUUAACCAUGCCAUUGCUGACUUCUCUGAAGCUCUCGCUUCUAAACUCCCUGGUGAUCUCAAGGUUGUGUUUUUCACUAACUCAGGGACGGAGGCUAAUGAGUUAGCACUCAUGAUGGCUAAGUUAUAUACUGGAUAUCAAGACAUUGUCUCUAUUCGAAAUGGGUAUCAUGGUAAUGCUGCUGGAACUAUGGGUGCUACUGGUCAAAGCAUGUGGAAGUUCAACGUGGUUCAGACUGGAACUCAUCACGCUUUGAACCCUGAUCCAUAUAGAGGUGUGUUUGGUUCUGAUGGUGAGAAGUAUGCAAGAGAGUUGCACGAUCUCAUCCAAUAUGGCACGACCGGACACAUUGCUGGUUUUGUUUUUGAAGCUAUACAGGGUGUUGGAGGAAUUGUGGAGCUAGCUCCAGGCUAUUUAUCAGCAGCUUACGACAUUGUAAAGAAAGCUGGAGGGUUGUUCAUUGCGGAUGAAGUACAGUCUGGUUUCACUCGAACCGGCGAUUUCUGGGGCUUUGAGGCUCACAAUGUUGUCCCUGACAUAGUAACCAUGGCAAAGGGGAUUGGGAAUGGGUUUCCUUUGGGGGCAGUUGUGACAACUCCAGAGAUUGCAAGGGUAUUGACACGUCGAUGCUACUUCAACACGUUUGGUGGGAAUGCUGUGGCUACUACAGCUGGUCUCGCUGUUUUGAAUGUGAUCGAGAAAGACAAGCUUCAGGAAAAUGCAUCGAUGGUCGGAUCUUAUCUCAAAGGAAGACUCGAUCAGCUGAAAGAGAAACACGAAAUUAUUGGGGAUGUACGGGGAAGAGGACUGAUGCUUGGAGUAGAGCUGGUGAGUGAUCGCAAACUUAAAACUCCUGCAACUGCCGAGACUCUUCACAUCAUGGAUCAAAUGAAAGAGCUUGGUGUUUUGGUUGGGAAAGGAGGCUUCUUUGGAAACGUGUUUAGAAUCACACCACCUCUCUGCUUCACUAAGGACGACGCAGAUUAUCUCGUGGAAGCCAUGGACUAUUCAGUGUCCAAGAUGUGACGAAGAGGAAUAAAACACACAAUAAGUUUGUAAAUGAUUGAUGAACCAACACCUCGUUGCUUCUCAAUCACUAUAUUUUUCUUUAUGCAAAACUUUUUUUUUCUUCCAUCUUAAGCUACAAAAUGAAUACAUAUACAAACA